Messenger RNA from Scheffersomyces stipitis CBS 6054, 2190 nucleotides. RefSeq names its product MCM DNA helicase complex subunit (gene CDC46). Gene Ontology annotation, molecular function: DNA replication origin binding; single-stranded DNA helicase activity; 3'-5' DNA helicase activity. Gene Ontology annotation, cellular component: MCM complex; nucleus. The record is from RefSeq and is a predicted model, not a curated record. Gene Ontology annotation, biological process: double-strand break repair via break-induced replication; DNA replication initiation; DNA replication. NCBI's taxonomy places the organism in Eukaryota, Fungi, Ascomycota, Pichiomycetes, Serinales, Debaryomycetaceae. Bases 1 to 2190 code for a protein of 729 amino acids. The transcript has a single exon.
AUGUCUUUUGAAAGAGGUGAAGUCUAUGGUACACAAGUCCUUCCAGGCGAACAGCCUCAGGACAACUCCUUCAAUGAGGUUACCAAAGCGUUCCGUUCGUUCAUUCUUGAAUUCCGCCUUGACUCCCAUUUUGUCUACAGAGACCAAUUGCGUGAAAACUUGCUCAUCAAGAACUACUUCCUUAAAGUCAACUCUGAACAUCUCAUCAACUUCAACGAAGUGUUGAAUAAGAAGUUGACAGAUGACCCUGCGGAAAUGAUUCCGCUCUUUGAAAGCGCCAUCACCGAUAUCGCUAAGAGAAUCACCUACUUGUCCAAUGAAGAAGUCCCUGUCGAUUUCCCCAACUGUCAGUUGAUUUUGUAUUCGAAUGCUAGUAAAACAUCCAUCAGAAACUUGGACUCAGAACACAUCUCUAAGAUCGUUAGAGUCAGCGGAAUUGUCAUAUCUGCCUCUGUGUUGUCCUCGCGUGCCCUUCAAGUUCAACUUAUUUGUAGAGCUUGUAAGCAUACGAUGAAGAUCAAGGUCAAAUCUGGCUUUGGACAGCUCAACUUACCACCUAAAUGCCAAGGGGCUCACAAUUUCGACGAGAGUGGUUCACAGGAAAAAUGUCCACCAGAUCCUUAUGUCAUUGUUCACGACAAAUCGAGCUUCAUCGACCAGCAGGUGUUGAAGUUGCAAGAGUCACCUGAUAUGGUACCUGUGGGUGAAAUGCCCAGACACAUUCUUCUUCAGGCUGAUAGAUACAUGGCUAAUCAAGUUGUACCAGGUACUAGAGUCACUAUUGUCGGUAUCUACUCGAUCUUCCAAGCCAAACAAAGGUCUCAAGGAAGCGUAAACAACGUGGCUAUCCGUAAUCCAUAUUUAAAAGUCCUUGGAAUCCAGACUGAUGUCGAUAGCGGAGUCAAUGGGCAGGGAAUUACGUUCAGCGAAGAAGAAGAAGAAGAAUUCAUUAAGUUAUCGAGGUUGCCCAACUUGUACGACGUUUUCUCUAAGUCUAUCGCUCCAUCUAUUUAUGGUAACGAAGACAUUAAGAAGGCUAUCACCUGUUUACUUAUGGGUGGUUCCAAGAAGAUCUUGCCAGACGGAAUGAGAUUAAGAGGAGACAUCAAUCUCUUACUUCUUGGUGAUCCAGGUACAGCCAAGUCGCAAUUGUUGAAGUUUGUAGAAAAGAUCUCGCCUAUUUCUGUCUACACUUCGGGUAAGGGUUCUUCUGCAGCUGGUUUGACUGCUUCCGUUCAAAGGGACCCCCAGACCAGAGAUUUCUAUUUGGAAGGUGGUGCUAUGGUUUUAGCCGAUGGAGGUGUUGUGUGUAUUGAUGAGUUCGACAAGAUGAGAGAUGAAGACAGAGUAGCUAUCCACGAAGCUAUGGAACAACAAACCAUCUCUAUCGCCAAAGCUGGUAUUACUACAAUCUUAAACUCGAGAACCUCUGUACUUGCAGCUGCUAAUCCAGUCUUUGGUAGAUACGAUGAAUUCAAGAGUCCUGGCGAAAACAUCGACUUCCAAACUACCAUCUUGUCGAGAUUUGAUAUGAUUUUCAUCAUCAAAGAUGAUCACAACGAGCUGAGAGAUAUGUCCAUCGCCAAGCACGUUAUGAAUGUCCACACCGGUGGAAAGAUACAAGAACAGAACCAAGAAGGUGAAAUUCCUAUCGAAACUAUGAAGAGAUAUAUCCAGUAUGCCAAGUUGAGAUGUGCACCACGAUUGAGUCCUGAUGCUUCGGAAAGAUUGUCGUCUCAUUUUGUGUCCAUUAGAAGAAGAUUACAAAUCAACGAAGCCGAUAUGAACGAAAGAUCGUCUAUUCCUAUCACUGUCAGACAAUUGGAAGCUAUUAUCCGUAUCACUGAAUCUUUGGCCAAGUUGACUUUGUCUCCAGUAGCCACCGAAGAACAUGUAGAAGAAGCAAUUAGACUAUUCACAGCAUCUACCAUGGAUGCCGUAGAUCAAGGUAUCGCUAGUGGUGGCUCUGGUGAUGCUACCCUAAACGCAGAGAUUAAGAAGGUAGAACACGAGUUGAGAAGAAGAUUACCCAUUGGUUGGUCCACAGCUUACAACACCUUAAGAAAAGAAUUUGUGGAUUCAGGUAGGGCAACUCCUGCUGCAUUAGACAAGGCACUCUACAUCUUGGAGAGACACGAGGUCAUCAGAUUGAGACACCAGGGGAAGAACAUCUUGCGUGUUGGUGUAUAA